UGAUAAAAAGUCUGCUUUUCCCUCCGUUCACAAUGAAGUUUUAUGGAGCUCUGAUCUUCUUUAUGAUGCUGUCUGCAGCAUGUGGUUUGAGAUGUUACACCUGUGCAGGCGAACCCUGCGACCUAACAAUGACUUGUCAGGUUACCACUGAUCGUUGUACCUCCUUUGAGUUGAAUGGUAAAAUCUUCAAGGGCUGUAUCAACCAUGAAGCUUGUAUUGACCCCAUAAAGUGCUGUGACACCGACUUGUGUAACAGCGCCACACCCACUGGUUCCAGUGUCCUCCUCCUGCUGGUAUCCUCAGGCAUCGUCACAUUCUUUCUCUGAGGCUCAGCUUAAUAAAAUCUUCCUUACGUAAUACAUGACUUGAAAGAAUUAACACAUUUUCAAUAAAGCUGUAAUUGACUGUGGAAUGAUGUUUGGUCAAUAAAAACACUGUUUGAUCCACCA
Messenger RNA from Plectropomus leopardus (leopard coralgrouper), 449 nucleotides. NCBI's taxonomy places the organism in Eukaryota, Metazoa, Chordata, Actinopteri, Perciformes, Serranidae. The record is from RefSeq and is a predicted model, not a curated record.